This is a messenger RNA of Plodia interpunctella (Indianmeal moth), 8208 nucleotides long. It is a transcript of the gene tutl, whose product is annotated as protein turtle-like. The record is from RefSeq and is a predicted model, not a curated record. Lineage: Eukaryota; Metazoa; Arthropoda; Insecta; Lepidoptera; Pyralidae. Gene Ontology annotation, molecular function: protein binding. The coding region runs from base 1140 to 4610 and encodes 1156 amino acids. The transcript has 18 exons. Gene Ontology annotation, biological process: cell-cell adhesion.
GUGCUUAUUACUAAGUUAAAUUGACUCGGGACGAUGUAAUUAUCACAGUCGCAAUUAUUGGAAAAAUCAAAUUUCUGUCACGGUCGCCAUAUUGUGCGCGACAGAUAAAACGAGAAGUUGACGAAAGAAGAUAAAUAGAGAAAGAAAUAGACGCAGAAACUAAAACUGAAAAUAAAAAAAACGUGAAAGCUUUACCCAAAACGAUUAAUAACAGUAAUUUAUAUCAAGAAAUAAAAAAUAACGGAAGAAAAAAUAAAGAGAUCGACAUUGAUCAGAAGCAGAAAAAACAAAUCGUUAUAAAAUUAGAGGCCCGUUGCUGUUCAUAAGCAUACCGCAUUGGGGAAAUAGAUCUCGUAGUGAAGCUAUUUCGCAAACUGAACAAAUAGUGCUCCGAGCUACUGCUACGAGAUUCGCUACGAGACGGCCGAGUGCUACGCUCUCUUGCUCUAAAACGCUGCUGCUACGACAAUGCUUAAAAUAAAAUGUGCAGUGUAUUUUUAAAUAUAUCCCUGUUAAAACAUAAUAACUGAAAAGUUAAAGUUAAUAUUGUAGUUAUAGCUAAAUAUACCUACUUAUCUGCACUUGAACCAGAAAUAUACAUUUAUUCAGGAAAGGGAAAGUAAAAAGUUAAAUCUCGGUUUGCAUUUCCAAUUUAAAAAUAGACGGGCAUACAUAGAAUUCCUGGAUGACGGCUAUUACGGGGUACCGAAUAUCGACGUGUGAGACGACAGCGAGGAGGUCGCGACGAGCACGUGAGCUGAACCCGGGACCAUUCACCGCUAACCACUCAGCGAUGCCCGACGCGGGUUCUGUUCCGUCUCUUUUUGUCUCUCCCUCUGAGUAUCUGUUGUCGCCGCGUGCAAACGGCUGGGAGCGAGGAUGCGCGCGCAUCGAUCAAUAGUUGCGCGGGUGCGGGCAGUGGCCAGCCCGCCGCGCGACGCCUCGCACGCGCCCGCCGACGUCGCGAGCCCAUGACCGCCCUCCACAGAUGACGGAGCCCUACACCCGCCGAACUCUUCGAAGCAGCCCUGAAGCCACGCCAGCGACCGCGCGACCGACCUCGCAACCCUCCCGCGCGACGACAAGGUGAUGCAUCGAGGAUGAGUCGCCGCGCGCGGCCGUGACAUGGGAGCGCAGGCAUGGGCUGGCGCGCCGUGCACCCGCCGCACAUCGCCGCCGGCUUGUUGUUGUUGCUGCUCGGUAACCUGCCAGUGACCUGCCACCAAGACCACCAAGAUGCAGUGCACAUCACGGCGAUCCUCGGCGAGAGUGUCGUGUUCAACUGCCAGGUGGACUUCCCCGAGGACGUCCCCGUGCCGUACGUGUUGCAGUGGGAGAAGAAGGUAGGCGAAACGGGACAGGACAUUCCGAUCUACAUCUGGUACGAGAGCUACCCGACCCACAGCGGGGAGGGGUACGAGGGCAGGGUAUCGCGCGUGGCACAGGACUCCCCAUACGGAGCCGCCAGUCUCAACCUCACCAACAUUCGAGAGUCGGACCAGGGCUGGUACGAGUGUAAGGUGGUGUUCCUCAACCGGUCCCCCAACCAGCACAAAAAUGGCACUUGGUUCCACCUGGACGUGCACGCGCCACCGCGCUUCUCCAUCACACCGGAAGACAUUAUAUACGUUAAUUUAGGAGACGCUAUCAUCCUCAACUGUCAAGCUGAGGGCACGCCGACGCCCGAAAUCUUGUGGUACAAGGAUGCGAAUCCCGUGGAGCCAUCAGGAACCGUCGGCAUCUUCAAUGAUGGCACGGAGCUCCGCAUCAGCAACAUCAGACACGAAGAUAUUGGAGAUUAUACUUGUAUCGCGCGCAAUGGCGAGGGACAGGUGUCGCACACAGCGCGCGUCAUCAUCGCAGGCGGCGCCGUCAUCACUAUGCCUCCAACGAACCAGACAAAGUUAGAAGGAGAGAAAGUACAAUUUUCAUGUGAAGCUAAAGCCUUACCCGGCAAUGUGACAGUGAAGUGGUUUCGUGAGGGCGCUCCCGUGGCCGAAGUGGCUGCCUUGGAGACCAGAGUCACGAUCCAGAGGGACGGAGCGCUGGUCAUCAACCCGGUGGCUGCUGACGACUCUGGACAGUACCUCUGUGAGGUCUCUAAUGGAAUUGGAGACCCGCAGAGCGCUUCUGCAUACUUGAAUGUUGAAUACCCCGCCAAAGUGACAUUCACACCGACCGUGCAAUACCUGCCGUUCCGCCUGGCGGGGGUGGUGCAAUGUUACAUAAAGGCGAACCCUCCGCUACAGUACGUGACCUGGACGAAGGACAAGAGACUUCUGGAGCCGUAUCAGACGAAAGAUAUAGUGAUAAUGAACAACGGGUCUUUGCUGUUCACGCGCGUGAACCAGAAUCAUCAAGGCCGGUAUACUUGCACGCCGUACAACGCGCAGGGCACGCAAGGAUCGUCUGGACCAAUGGAGGUUCUAGUUCGAAAACCGCCAGCAUUCACAGUGGAACCAGAGCCAUUAUAUCAAAGAAAGGUGGGCGAGUCAGUAGAGAUGCAUUGCGAAGCGCAAGAAGCGGAGGGCACACAGCGGCCCAGCGUGACGUGGCGGCGACGGGACGGGCUGCCGCUGCAGAAGAAUCGAGUGCGCGCACUUGGUGGGAACAUCACAAUAGACACGCUUAGAAGACAGGACUUCGGCAUCUAUCAGUGCGUCGCAUCUAACGAGGUGGCAACAAUAGUAGCGGACACGCAGCUAGUUAUCGAGGGCACGCAGCCGCACGCGCCGUACAACCUAUCAGGAACGGCGACGGAGUUCCAGGUGACGCUGCGUUGGCAGCCCGGGUACGCGGGCGGCCCGGACUACAAGCAGGACUACACCAUCUGGUACCGCGAGGCUGGCUUCUCUGACUGGACCAAAGUGCCCGUUACACCCUCUGGAGCUACUUCUGUCACAAUAAACCGGCUGCAGCCUGGCACAACCUACGAAUUCCAAGUGAACAGCAAGAACACCAUCGGGGAAGGGAUGAUGAGCAAGACGAUAACGAUUCGAACAUUAGAUGUAGGCGCCAAGCCGAAAGCUCCGGCCACGCCGGCGGGGCCCGUGGACGAAAAAGUUUUUCCAAAUGCACCUGAAGGCUCGGGUCCAAAGUCGGGUCCGCCUCGCAACCUGACGGUGACAGAGGUGCACAACGGGUUCCUGAUCACGUGGCAGGCGCCGCUGGAGCGCGCGCAACUGGUGCAGUACUACACCAUCAAGUACCGAACUGACGCGCAGUGGAAGACUCUUAACCGCGGACAAAUCCGCCCGGAGGAGACCAGCUAUCUAGUCAAGAAUUUAGUCGGCGGGCGCACGUAUUACUUCCGAGUGUUGGCGAACUCCGCCACCAGUUACGAGAGUUCUGAAGAGGUGAAGUUCCCCGUCCCGGCGCGGGUGAAACACAAAGCUAUAACGGCGGGGGUAGUGGGCGGUAUACUCUUCUUCAUCGUGGCGAUCAUCCUGUCCGUGUGUGCGGUGAAGAUCUGCAACAAGCGCAAGCGACGGAAGCAGGAGAAAGCAUACAACAUGGUAGCCGCGCGCCUGACCGACCUGCGCGCCGCUGACAGCACUCAAGUGCCUUUUAAAAAAUUUAGAGAAAGCGGAAUAUCGGGUAUAGUGCAGUGUUUGCGUUUCACUGCCAACUGGGUGUGGCCGCCGUCGCGGUGCGGUGGCGAGGUGCACUACUGGCAGGCGGCGGCCCCCUCUCCCCCGCCCUCCGCGUCCUCCGCCUCGCCCGCGCCCUCGCUCGCGCCCUCCUCCUCCGACGACGGCGGCUUCCUGCCGCGUCUGCGCGCGCCACUGCAACCCUCCGCCGCGCCGCCUCUGUUUCGCGCCUCGUCCCCCACGCUGGCCCUCCACUGGCCGCCCUGGCCGCCGUGGCCACCCUGGGCCGCGGCCUGGACGCCGUGGUCCCCGCUGCACGUAUCGGACCUCAGCUCCGUGCCGUUCCCGAGCUCGGCGGACGGCUCGUUCCCGACGCCGCCGUCCCCGUUCCGGCUGCGCACGCUCCGGCUCGAGGCGGCGGCGCGAGCCGGGGCCGCGAGGCCACGCGCUCGCCCGCAGAUGAGGCACGCGAGGCCGCGCACCAUCGCCGAGCUGCCGCCGCCGCCGCACGAGGCCUCUCCAGAGAGCCGCAGCUCGUCGAGCGGGUUCGGCAGCAAGAACGCAUCGUCUUCGCAGCACAACCGCAGCAGCCGCACGGGCAGCUUGGCGGAGUGGCGGCCGCCACCGUACCGGCCGCCGCCGCCGGCGCCGGCACCGCGUCCGGGCUCUAGCGCGGGCGAGGCGGUGGAUGCGGGGUCGGUGGACGUGCACUACGAGUGGGACCGCGCCACGCGCACGCCCACGCCGUCCACGCCGGAGCGACCGCGCCCGCGGCCCUCGCGAGACGACGUGGAAGCGAGAGUGCGAGCCAUGAAGGAGGAGUUUCUGGAGUUCCGCAAGCGUCAGGCGCUCCGCCGCCGCUCGCCGGAGCCGCUUGGCGCGCCUCCGCCGCUGUCGCAGCAGCCUCCGCUGUCGUUGUUGCCGUCGCUGUCGCAGCAACCCCCGCUGUCGCUGCUGCCGCCGCUGUCGCAGCUGCCGCCUCUCCCGCUGUCUGCCGCGCCCGCUGAAACCGUCUGUUAACAUCCUGCACUAUCCGCAGACCCCACCGACCCCAUCAGUUCCUGUAGGAAAUCAUUUCUUUUGAACGCGCUCAUUGACGUUGUCUAAGUAAAAUGAUGUCGAUAUAAAAUAGAGUUAAAUGUUCAAAUGAGUCUGACGAUCAUCAGAUUUUGAGUUCCGAACGAACAUCGCUUGAUCUCUAGAUACAAUUAGUGAAAACGAUCAAAUGCCUACGCUAUAAGUACUAAGUCUGAAUAAUUGAUUUGACUUUAUCACACAUCCGCCUAGCGUUAAAAAUUGGGCACGCGUAGCUAUCCUUUAUCCUUACAUGAUAUAAUUAGCCCUCGAUUGUAUACUUACUAUCAUUUAAGUAACGCAGCCUGAUCCCGUUAGACGAGGGCAACACUUCGAAGUAGAUAAUGAUUUGAUACGUUCACUGUUCAAGUAGUGUUAAUUCAAAAAUCCCACCUAAACACCGGUGCGCGGGGACCGCGGCCGGUGCUUUUAUAAAAUAAUUAGGUUUAAAUAGGAGCGACUGCAGUGAAGAAACUGCACGACUGUAAUAAAAUAACGUACGUAUGUAAAGUGGAUGCUGUGGCGUCAAGCCGCUCGCACUGUCUGCGUCAACUGUCUGAAUUAAUGUCAAUUAAACAGUCGAUAAGUGUAUUUGUAAUACAGAGUAAACGAUAUCGUGAAUGUGACACAACUUGCCAUAAGCUUCGAAGGACGUAUGAUGCGGUACACCACUGAGUCGAGCGCAGGCCGUGCGAGUCGGGCACGCACCUAAACGCUUUAGGUAUGAGCGGGGAGGCAUCCACGACACCGCUCAUACCAACAUUAUAUUGUAGUUAUUAUUAUAAUGAUAUAAAUGAGGACGCGCGACGAGAGGGCGCCGGACGCUCCGCUACACGCGCCGCCGUCGCCCGCUUCUCCGCUCUGUUUAUAUAUAAUAUGCAACAAAAUAAUCAUAAGUAGACACUAGAAUAAUUAUUGUAGAUUGAAACAAAACAUAUAAACUAAAAAUGAUUUUACUAUUGUUAAAUGGUUUAUUUUACGAGUACAAAUUUAUUAGUUUUAUGUUAUUGUAUUUACCGUGUAUAAUUUAAAAAUGUAAAUAUGUAAAAAUAUUAGAUAACAUACACUUAUUUAUUUAGGUAUGGCAUGAUUGAGGUUCUGGACUCUUUGAUAGCAGUACUGCACUCUAAAACUUUUUCACGACUAUUAAAAUUUUAUUAUCAUACUACCCAAUGUUACUUUAGGUUAAUCUUUAAUAUUAUGUACAAAUCACUUGAGAAGUUGACUCUUCACCAGUGUUAUGUUUUCAAUGUUGUAACAGGUCGAUGACUGGGUGUAUACUUAGGUGAUUGUUUUUACUUCGUUAUUUAUUUAAGUUUGGUGCCCACAAAAGGAAUCUAUGAAUAAUUCAAUGAAUGUGGCGUAAAAGCUUGUGCCUCUCGGUUCCUGGAGCAGCCCACCUGAUAUCGAUCAGUCAAAACAAAGACUGUUUAGUGUUACGUUUGUUGAUAGCUUUAUUUCUCCCCUUGUCAAUACGUGCUCUUUAUUUUUUGAAUGCACGUUAUACAUUUUUUGCUAUGAUUUAUACCUACUUGUACAAUUUUAUUAAAUAUUAUAUAGUUGAUAUAAGAACCUCAUAAGAAAUAAGUAUAAAAAUGUACGCUUUAAAGAAAUUGAAAUAAAUUACUCGUAACAAAUAGAUAGGUCUGUAUGAUAAGGAGUAGUUCUGAUAUGUGCGUAUUGUGCGUGUAUGAACGUUGAGAGUGGGCGGACGCAAGGGUGCGCGCCCUAUCGACUAGUAUCAAUGACAUGAAUGGCGCAGCGCACAUUCACUGCUGACGAUAUACGCACUAUCCACGUGUAACGACACAUAUUGAUACAGUUUUAUUUAUUAUAUAAUUUCUAACACGUUCUUUAGAUAAAUCCCGCCAUAGUGAUACACAUUAGAAAGUUAGGAUCGAUGACUCGUGCAAUAAUUUAGCAGCUGUUCAAUAACAUAAUUAUAAAUAAUAAUUAUGUCCAACAUGCUCAAUUUUUUCGACUGACCAACUGUAAUGUAUUGGUAUGUUAUUAACGAUUAAUAAUUCGAAAUACGAUCGUGUAAAACGAACGAAUUUAUACUUCCGUGUAGUCAGUUUUGUAUCGUAUCGACGACGUUGAAGUUUACUUUUUGAAGACGCGCUAAUUACGAGGUUUUUGAAAAAUAUGCCUGAUUGGCUACCAAUAAAUAGACCCGUCGUUGGGAUCAAACGAAUAUUGUACAAGUACUUAAUAUUGAAACUAUCGUCGACUGUUGCAGUAGACAAGUCAUGCACGUCGAAACUACAAACUUUUUAAUACGGAACUUAUAUAUAUUUUGUCGUGGUAUAAUAAAACUUAAAUGUAAAUAACAUUGAUUAUUUAAUAUGGCAAAUUUCACAAACAAGCAGUAUGCCCACGUUUAUUUAAAUCGCACGUUUGCGUAGGUACACCUUCGGCUAGAUGAUAUAUCUAGGUUUUAUAUGUAACACCGACCUGAGAACUUUCUUACAAUAGAAUCUAACACACAUUUCAGCCAUCUCUAAAGACAUCGGUAAUUUCUUAGGCAAACGUCGCCGAUUCUAUAUGCUAGCUCUUCUAUCCAAACCUAUGUAGGUGUAGGUAGGUAGGCGUAGCAACACGAUUUCUAAGACACAACGUACCUAAUGCUAACUAGAUUUAAUUUUGUCACUUUAUAAUGUACCUACGAAAAUAAGAAACAAAAUUAAUAUAUAUAGCUCAAACCAUGUGAUAUCUAGUCUUUUCCAUUAUAACAAUUUCUUUAUGUCCCGGGUUCUAUUUUGGAGUGUAUGACUGAUCAAAAUCUUUAAUCUACAUGGAUGACUUUGUUUUUUUUUUCGACGAACUUUUAAGACAAAGCAAUUAGAUUCUUUAUUCUUCACUUUGGUGUUGGUAAGUCAUACUUUUCAAAAUUACAGUUCCCGAAAUUAAUUUCGUCUUUUCACGAAUACAGAAUUAAAUGGUGAUGGCGUGGGUUCAAUCAUAAGUUGAUAUUAACACUAACAAUAUCUAGAUCGCAUUAUUAGUCAUAAUAACGUUAUAUUCCAGAAAAUACGACGAAACAGUGAUUAAUAAGCGUUUCAAAACAUAUAGUCUGAAGUCCUUCGACUUUUCUAUAGACUAAAAUGAAAAGAUAGCAAUACAUUAGGCUAAUGUAACUAAAUCGUAUGUAUCAGUUUGUAUAAAAUAAUGGAAAAUAAGUAACAAAGUUAUGUGCUCAUUGGCAUUUACGUUGAAGACGCGGAGGGGCACCAGAGACUUGUCCAGUCGGCACCUUCCUACAUGUAAGGCAUCCUGCACACUACAGUAUCUCGGCACAUAAUAAACGAUAAACUCGAACUUUUUUCAGAUACAGCACGUUAACUGUAAUCCGAUAAUUCCACCAUAAGUUUGCCUCGUUGAGAACAAAUGCACAAGCUACAUUUUUUAUAAAUCGGAUUAUCAAUUAAUUUAAUUUUUUUUAGAAUAUUUUUAGUUGUGUAAGUGUUGAGAUCAUGUGUUUACUGUGUAAGCACAAAAGGAUUCAAUUCAAAAAAUAAAAUACAAUAACGUUGCUAUGAUUAAA